Molecule: messenger RNA, 1832 nt
Organism: Penaeus monodon (black tiger shrimp)
Lineage: Eukaryota; Metazoa; Arthropoda; Malacostraca; Decapoda; Penaeidae
Product: MFS-type transporter SLC18B1-like
Exons: 1
Coding region: 58-1446 (462 amino acids)
Biological process (GO): transmembrane transport
Molecular function (GO): transmembrane transporter activity
Source: RefSeq, a predicted model, not a curated record
CUGUUCCUUUGGCUCCUCUCUCACGCACAAGCACAAGUGCAAGCAGAAGUAAUCGCAAUGUUGGGCAAGUACUCACACAGGCAGUGGCUCACCCUGAUCGUGUUCGCCAUCGCCGACUUCUGCAGCGCGGUGUGCGUGUCCCUGCAGGCGCCCUUCUACCCCAUGAUGGCCGAGUCUAAGGGCGCCUCGCCCACCCAGUACGGCUUCGUGUUCGGCAUCUUCGAGCUGACGGUGUUCAUCGUGUGCCCCAUCUACGGCACGUACCUGAACAAGAUCGGGCCCAAGUUCAUGUUCAACGCCGGCAUCUUCACCACGGCCACCACCUGCAUCAUGUUCGGGUUCCUGGACCGCGUGAACGACACCACGGCCUUCAUCGGCCUCUCGUUCGUCAUCAGGAUCGUGGAGGCCAUGGGCAACUCGGGCUUCCUAACGGCGUCCUUCAGCAUCAUCGCCAAGGAGUUCCCCGAGAACGUGGGCGCGACCUUCGCGUCCCUCGAGACCUGCUUCGGCCUGGGACUGAUAGUAGGACCCACGAUGGGCGGCGCCCUCUUCGAGCUGGGAGGCUACACGCUGCCCUUCGUGACCCUGGGCGGCAUGCUGCUGGGCGCCGCUUCUCUCACCUUCUGCAUCCUGCCUGCCCACUACUCGGAGGCCAAGGGCGAGAACGAGGCCCAGGGCAGUUUGCUCAGCCUCGUCAGAAUACCCUCCAUUGCCCUCGUCGCCUACGCCAUCGUCGCCACCUCCGCCAGUAUUGGCUUCGUCCAGGCCACGCUGGAGCCCCACCUGCGGCCGCUAGACCUCACGCCCUUCCAGCUGGGUCUCAUGUUCGUGCUCAACGGCGCCACCUACAGCCUCUUCGCACCCCUGUGGGGUUGGCUGUGCGAUAAGUACGUUAGUCCGAAGGCGGUGGUGAUCUUGGGAGGUCUUGUGACCACGGUCGCCUUUGUGGUCCUGGGCCCGGCGCCCUUCCUGCCCAUCCCGACCACGCUGCCGCUCUGCAUCUUCGCCCUGGUGCUCCACGGCACCGGCUUCGGCGCCGAGCUCGUGGCCACCUUCACCAGCGCCCACAAGGACGCCGUGGCCAACGGCUUCCCCGACGACAUCAGCACCUACGGCCUCGUCGCGGGGCUGUGGACGUCGACCUUUGCGCUGGGGGCCUUCAUUGGCCCCUCAGUCGCGGGCGUCCUCUUCGACUGGUGCGGCUUCGCGUGGGCCACCGUGUUCGUGGUCGUGCUCCACCUGGUCGUGGCUCUGUCGUUCACCGUCCACAUGGCCGUCAGCCGGCCAUCUGCGCCGUCCAUCUUCGCCAAGACCCACGAGAGCCUGGCGCAACACGACGCCGAGAAGACCCUCCUCAUCGUCGGCCGCCCCGGCGACGAGAGCGGAUUCAGCAGUUCUGGCAGCUCGUCCUUUGAGGUGUCCGUGUCCUCAGAAAUCCGUCCGUGAGGCGUGGCUGAAGGAAGGCUGGUUGGGAACUUAGGAGUGCAGGAGUUUCUUGAAGGUCAGCGUCGUGUUCUUUGCUCGUGAGAAAUUGGGAUACGCGCUUAAGCAGUUUAAUUUGUUAGUAUUCUGUUUACCUGAUGUUAUCAUAAUAUUGUAGUUCCUAGCAGCAGGUCAGUCUUCUGUAACGAUCUUGUAGAUUGUAAUUAUCUGAGUACUGAUAUUUCUAGUCAAGGUUGAGGCACUGCCUUCAGUAGCCAGUCAAAUGUCCCUUAAGGUCGGAAGUAGGAUGAAAAUGAUUGAAGUAUGAACUUCCCUGAAUAAAUGAGGAAGUGUUAGGGAUUUAUAUUUUAGCUGGUCACGAUCGGUAUGUGUUUUUCCAGGUGAAGGUU